Molecule: messenger RNA, 2365 nt
Organism: Ruditapes philippinarum (Manila clam)
Lineage: Eukaryota; Metazoa; Mollusca; Bivalvia; Venerida; Veneridae
Product: beta-1,3-galactosyltransferase 1-like
Exons: 2
Coding region: 566-1786 (406 amino acids)
Cellular component (GO): membrane
Molecular function (GO): hexosyltransferase activity
Source: RefSeq, a predicted model, not a curated record
AAGUGCUAUAAGCAAGUGUUACUGUUGCAAGGUUCAUAGGGGAAUACUUAAAUAUAUUAACAGUUUCCGUUAAAUAUUUUAUAUCUAAUAGUUUCAUCAAUACUCAAAAAUAACCAGAAGUUAUAUGUCACGGUCACCGUAUAUGAAUUCCUAUUAAUUAAAGCCCAUAAAUAGCCACACACAGAUCACUUUACUAAGCAGGGCGUGUAUAAGCAUGCAUAUUUGAUGAGUUGGGAUUGGAGAACAUGAUGCUAUCCAGGAGAUAUAAAGACAUUUAUAGAGUUGUUUGAGACUGGAAUUCAUUAUCUACAAUUUUGUGUUUAUUUCCACUAAGAUAAGAGUAUUUUCUAAUCUUUAACACUAUAAACAGGGCUUAUAUAAAUCAGUGCUGAACUAUAGGCACUAUAACAGUGUCGUGACCAGAUGCGGUAAGAGUUGGUAUGUAAACUAUGCCAUACGGCAGACGUGACAUAAAUGAACGAUGAUAACCACUGGAUUUACUUUAUCUAAAAGAGGAAAUAAAACUAUCUAAAAGAGGAAAUAAAAGGGAAAGAAACUAUCUGCAAUGAGAAUGAGGAAGAUGUCAUGUAGACCAAAGCUUGCAGUCGCUAUUUUCAUUAUCACUAUCAUUGUAUUUACACACAGAUUAAUAUUCACUUUAACAACAACAAUAGAUUCAAGCACUAAUGAUCAAACGAAACUCCAGGCAAUGAAAAAACUUGCUAAGGACGAAAGAUUAGCACAGGUAAAUAAAAUAUCAGCAAAAUUUGCACCAUUUUAUAAAAAACAAAUGCAAGAAACAUACCAGAAAAUGGACGAGUUACAGGACACAGUUAACAGUUUAAAGGUUGACGAAGUUGAAGAGACGGAACAAAAGCAGGACAUCAACAUUGAUAAGAAAAGCUACCUAAGAUACUUAAAGGCUGUAAAUAAAGCUGAUCUAGAAAAUCCAUUUGUUAAUCUUCACCAUUAUGAAUAUAUUCUUAACAACAAAAAAGCAUGCAACGGGAACGUGUUAGUUUUAGUUUUAAUUCAUAGUGAUCCUAGGAAAUACAAUGAACGACAAAUGAUCAGAGAGACAUGGGGAUCAGUGAGGUUUUACUCAGGGGCAAAUAUUGUGCCAUUGUUUCUUCUUGCAAAAGUAGCAGACAAAACUAUACAAGAUAAGAUUGUUGAAGAGAGCAAAACACAUCUUGAUGUAAUUCAAGGUAAUUUUCUAGAUUCAUAUAGAAAUCUGACGUAUAAAUGUGUAAUGGGCCUUCAUUGGGUUCAAAAUUAUUGUAAUAAUACUAAAUUUGUAGUUAAAGUGGACGAUGAUACAAUGAUCGACGUGUAUCAUUUAGUUCGUUUCCUGCUACAGAAAUCACCGGACGGUAAUCUAGAAAACUUCCUGUAUUGUUCUGUCUAUAGUAAUCAAGGUCCACGUAGGACCACAGAUGAUAAGUGGUACGUUUCAGAGAGCGAGUAUCCUUAUUCAAAAUAUCCACCAUACUGCGAGGGAUUUGCAUACAUCAUGUCUAAUGACGUCACCAAGAAGCUCUAUGAUGCGUCUAGAUAUGUGAAGUUCUAUUGGGUAGAUGAUGUAUAUGUAACAGGUUUUGCGGCUUUACAAGCCGGUGUUACACAGCGAAAGAUGGAGGCAAACCAUGGUUAUGACUUGAUGGAAGCUAGAAGUUUUUCUAAAAAUGUACAAACUAACAUGUUUCUCCUGGCAAAGUAUAGUCAUUUACGACGGAACUGGCAUGAUGCUUGGAACGCGAUAAAAUCUUAUCACAAAAAAGAAUGACAUUAACGUCCUAAUUAUGUUGUGUAUGUGUAAGAUCUAUAUAUGUGGAUUUUUAACUUAUUUUGCUAAUGGCAUGCAUAAGGAUCGGCCUAUGUUAAUUAAAAAGAUUAACAUAAAGUGUUGAGUCAAAGUAUAUAGGGGUCUGCAUGUAGCUUGACGUAUCACUUAAUCCAUGGAAUAUAUAGUUAGUUAACUUGUGUUCAGUGUUGAUUUGGUUUUUCUUCACCGGGCAAAAUUUUCAUAUACAUGUACUAAUUUGUUUUGCAUAUCAUUGUGUAGAUCUACGGGUACUAUUAUAAUCGUUAUAUACUUGUACUAAUGGUAUCUCAAGUGAAUUGUAUUAAUUGAUUAUAGAUCUCUUUCACACUUUUAGAGUGACAUAGGACUUACUCCAGGAACAAGUACAUUGUGAAUAUAAGAAAUUAACUCCACGAUCUACUUCUGAGUAUAAAGUAUAUACAUGAGAAAUAAUAUUUAAUAUGAAGACAUGUCUAUCUACAGACUUAGUUCCAUACUGAAUUAUAUCCGAAGUGUGGCGUCUAUAUGGACUAAUAAUAUCAAAUAAAAUGUAAGUUUAUA